AUGGAAGAAAUGGGCCCUUCUAGCGGCCGCUCGGCAUUCGGCCACAACAGGUCAUUAUCCAGCAUCUUAAGGUCAGCUUCUCCGAAACCACCAACUCCUCAUGCCCGGUCCAAUUCCACAACGGAAUUUUCGAUGGCAGCCGACGUUGUCCGCCCGAGCCCUUCAACGCCACAGCCCAAAAGAGCCUUUGUGUCCCAAUCCCUUGACGAUGACAACGAUUUAAGCACAAUACCCGACCCAAGGAGCAGAGGAAUGAGCCCUGCCCACCUGGCCAGCACGGCCAGCCCGCAUCAUCCCGACCUCGACGAGGAAGUCGCCACCUUAAGCACGAAGCUCAUCAAUGCCAUCAAUCACCAAACGACGUUGGACGACAACCUGUCCGCCGCUAGGUUGGAGCUGGAGAAGGCUCGGGAAAAGAUACGGGAACUCGAGGCUGAGGUGCAAGAGCAGAGGAAAAUGCUUGCAGGCGACGUGUGGGUGAAACGGUCCAGCGUAGAGGCUGAAAAGGCAAAGCUGGCCGCCCGCAUCGCUGAAGAGAAGAAGGCUCGCGUGGAGGUGGAACAGCAAAAGAAGAAGAUCGAGCAGGAGCUGGAGAACCUGACGACCGCUCUCUUUGAGGAAGCAAACAAGAUGGUAAUUUCGGCAAAGGAGGAUGCACGAGCUGAGCACGAGGCAUUGCAGCGCAAGAAUGACCAACUCAAGGCGCAGCUCGCUGACACUGAGGGUCUCCUUCGAUCCCAGCAAGAGCAGCUCGCCGAGCUCAAGCACGUAAUGGAGCAGCUGACAGCUGAAAGAGAGGAACGAACUCCUACCACAGUCCCUUCUUCCCCCGGCCUCAGCCACUUCGAUGCCCAAGAGGCGAUAGGCCCUUCGGUCGGCACGCAUCAUCCCAGCCCGUCGACACCUUAUACCCCGUCUUAUCCAACCAGCUUCACUCAUCUUCUACACCCUGUCCUCCGUACCGACCUGGCGGCAUACAGCGAUUUCAGGGACCUUUUGCGAACAUCGAAGAGGCUCUCCGGUUCUCGCACCUCCCCAGGCCAGUCAGGCACUGGGUUGACAUCGUUGGGGAUCGGUCUAGGCUCAAUUGUUUCGCACGUUUCGGCUGGUAGUGGAUCCAACUCUUCACUAGCCACAACCGGGAGCCCGACGGCAACCUCACCACAGACACCAGCUACUCCGGCAUCAUCCGUUAGCACUGCCUCUUCUACUGUCACGCCAGCUCUCCCACACCUGAAGGAAACAAAGUUUUACAAGAGGGUACUCACCGAGGAUAUCGAGCCGACUCUCCGCCUUGAUAUGGCACCAGGGCUCUCUUGGCUUGCCCGACGCAGUGUGCUAGCAUCGAUGACGGAUGGGUCGCUGGCUGUCGAGCCUAGCCCUGCUACAGCUACGGGCAGAUUCGGCAAAUUGAUCAAGCCCGAACUAUAUCCUUGCUCUCUUUGCGGCGAAUCGAGGAAGGAAAAUGAAUAUCUCCGAACCCACCGUUUCCGCAUCAGCGAGGCCGACAAUGCCCAAACCGGGUACCCCCUCUGCAGUUACUGCCUGGCCAGAGUUCGAUCGACAUGCGAGUUUUUGGGGUUUCUCCGCAUUGUCAAGGAUGGCCAUUGGCGGGCUGAAGAUGAGGACGCCGAGAAGGCUGCGUGGGAAGAGUGCGUCCGCCUGCGCGAGCAAAUGUUUUGGAGCCGGAUCGGCGGCGGCGUUGUGCCCACCGGCCACGGUCGCCAUGCUUCAAGCUCUAGCGUUGCUCCCAGCAUUCGCGGAGAAAGAAUCCAAAAAUCUCACGUAAAUUCACUCCCAGUCUUCAAAUCCCCCUUCACCAUAAGGAUUCCACUCCUGCCCAGGGUAGCUGGUGGCGCUCAUCUGGGGAACGGCCUCUUCCUCCUUGCGGCGGGCGUCGUCCUCGGGCUCGGAGGGGAAGACGGGGAUCUUCUCCUCGAGCACGAGCCUGCGCUCGGCCUCCCUCUGCUCCUCGGCCUUGCGCUUGGCCCGCUCAAAGAUGGCCACGCUGUCCUUUGCCUUUGCGGCGGCGUCGGCGGCCGAGCUCUGGUUGUUCGCCGAGCCUGA
This is a messenger RNA of Canariomyces notabilis, 2067 nucleotides long. RefSeq lists its product as uncharacterized. Gene Ontology annotation, biological process: exocytosis. Lineage: Eukaryota; Fungi; Ascomycota; Sordariomycetes; Sordariales; Chaetomiaceae. The record is from RefSeq and is a predicted model, not a curated record. Gene Ontology annotation, cellular component: Golgi to plasma membrane transport vesicle; cell tip. The coding region runs from base 1 to 2067 and encodes 688 amino acids. Gene Ontology annotation, molecular function: guanyl-nucleotide exchange factor activity. The transcript is spliced from 3 exons.